Impatiens glandulifera is the source of this 2577-nucleotide messenger RNA. RefSeq names its product pentatricopeptide repeat-containing protein At1g10910, chloroplastic. Gene Ontology annotation, molecular function: protein binding; RNA binding. Gene Ontology annotation, biological process: RNA modification. Bases 70 to 2457 code for a protein of 795 amino acids. The record is from RefSeq and is a predicted model, not a curated record. NCBI's taxonomy places the organism in Eukaryota, Viridiplantae, Streptophyta, Magnoliopsida, Ericales, Balsaminaceae. The transcript is spliced from 6 exons.
AUAGAUAAUUUUGAAAGCUUUGUCUCUAUCCAUUGAUUCUGAAUCCAUCCUCUGAAGAUUGAAGCAAAAAUGGCGAUUUCCAUGCCGCCAGCAAACGGGCUUCAUCAUACUUUCCCGCCGCUGUCACCACCUAUUACGUUUUCGUUCUCUCGUUCGCCUUCACUCCUUAAUGAUGUAAGAGUCAACAACAACAACCUUCACUUAGCUGCCAUUUCUUCAACCGCUACUUCUAUCCAAUUGGAAAGACAUGUCCCUUCCAUACCAUUCAGAAAGCAUCAAACACUUUCCUACACAGAAAGAAAGUCCGCCAUUGACGAGAUACAACAAUCAUCUGAUUUAGGUCAUGAUCUUGAAAGAUUGGGUUUAAUGUUAAGGGUUCAAGACCUGAAUAUAAUUUUGCGCCAUUUUGGGAAGCUAGAUAGGCGACAAGAGCUUUCUCAGCUAUUUGAUUGGAUGCAGAAACAUCAGAAGGUCAAUAUUUCUUCUUACAGUGGUUACAUGAAGUUCAUGGGGAGGAAUCUUAGCCCGUUGAAAGCUCUAGAAGUAUACGAUAGUAUAAAAGAUGAAUCAAUGAGGAUUAAUGCAUCAGUUUGUAAUUCUGUACUUAGUUGUCUCAUUAAGAAUGGCAAGUUCGAGAGCAGCAUGAGACGUUUUGAACAAAUGAAGAAAGAUGGUCUGAAAGCCGAUAUUAUUACGUAUAGUACGCUCCUUGCAGGAUGCACAAAGAUAGAAGAUGGAUAUUCCAAGGCUUUGGGUCUUGUCCAAGAACUGCAAUUCAAUGGUCUUGAACUAGAUAGUGUGACCUAUGGAACCCUACUAGCUAUUUGUGCCUCAAACAAAAAAUGCAGAGAAGCUGAGGAAUAUUUUGAACGGAUGAAGGAUGAGGGUCACUCGCCUAACCUUUUCCACUAUAGUUCUCUGCUUAAUGCUUAUUCUGCUGACGGUGAUUAUAAAAAGGCUGACAAGUUGAUUGAAGAUAUGAAAUCUUCGGGGUUAGUACCAAAUAAGCAUCCCUACAAAUCACACCUUCAACAACAAGAUCCCUUCCAUACCCAGUUCAAUAAACCCUCGACCGAUCCCACUGUUUCAUGGACCUUCUCCAUAUCUCGCCAUUGCCAAAACCGACAUUUCUUUGAAGCCGCAGAAGAACUCACCCGCAUGAGAAUUGCCGGUGUCGAACCAAAUUACAUUACAUUCGUCACUCUCCUUUCCGCAUGCGCCACUUUUUCUCCAGAAAGCUUCGCUUUUGGGACCUCGAUCCAUGCCUAUGUCCGUAAAUUAGGGGUUGACACGAAAAAUGUGAAGGUGGGAACUGCGCUUGUUGAUUUGUACUCCAAAUGUGGAUAUGCAGAUCUAGCUAGACUAAUCUUCAACGAGAUCUGCACAAAGAAUAAAGUUACUUGGAAUACCAUGAUUGCUGGCUACAUGAGGAAUGGAAGGCUUAAAGAUUCCACUGACCUGUUCUAUGAAAUGCCAGAGAGAGACAUAAUUUCCUGGACAACUUUGAUCAACGGUUUUGUUAAGAAAGAUGAAUUUAACUCCGCUUUGGAGUGGUUUCAAGACAUGCAACUCUCAGACGUGGAACCUGAUUACGUUACCUUAAUUGCAGUCCUCUCUGCAUGCUCCAAAAUGGGUGCUCUUGGUCUUGGUCAAUGGGUACAUAAAUUUGCUAUCAAGAUGGGGUUUAACAAUAAUAUCCGCAUCAAUAACUCUCUUAUCGACAUGUAUUUGAAUUGCGGGUGUACUGAAUUUGCUUGUCAAGUGUUUGAGAAAAUGUCUACAAGAAGCUUAGUCUCGUGGAAUACCAUGAUUGUUGGGUUCGCUAUGAAUGGGCUAGCUGAAAAAUCUCUUGAAUUCUUCAGCUUGAUGCAGAAAGUGGAAGGUCUUGAUCCUGAUGGAAUAAGUUUUACUGGAGCUCUUGCAGCAUGUAGCCAUGCCGGCAUGGUUAAUGAAGGACUGAACCUGUUUGAUAAAAUGAAGAAAGUAAAUAAAAUAAAACCUAGAAUUGAACACUAUGGAUGCUUGGUUGAUCUUUAUAGCCGUGCAGGGAGGAUCGAGGAUGCAUUACAGGUAGUAGAGAGAAUGCCGAUGAAACCAAAUGAGAUCGUUGUGGGAUCGCUUCUAGCUGCUUGCCGGUCUUAUGAUCAAAUUCAUUUGGCAGAAAGGUUGAUGAAAUAUCUUGUUCGGUUGGAUCCUGAUGUUGACUCGAAUUAUAUUUUGCUUUCGAACAUAUAUGCUGGUGUUGGAAGCUGGGAAGGUGCGAAUGCGGUUAGGAAGAGGAUGAAGGCGAUUGGGAUACAGAAGAAACCGGGGAUUAGUUCAAUUGAAGUGGAUGGUUAUGUUCAUGAAUUUGUGGCUGCAGAUAUGUCUCAUGCAGAUGCAAAUUUGAUUUACUCUAUGCUUGAUCUUAUGGGGAUGGAGUUGAUGGAAUCUGGUUAUUUACCUGAUAUUUAUUGAAGGGAGCUAGGUCAAGUUAUGUUGACAACUUUGCUUAAGGUAUAUAUUAGAGGAGGUUUGUUUGAAAGAUCAAGAGAGUUAUUGAGUGAGCUUGAAGUUAUGGGUUAUGCCCAGGAAGAG